Messenger RNA from Ogataea philodendri, 1206 nucleotides. RefSeq lists its product as uncharacterized. Gene Ontology annotation, biological process: glycine catabolic process. The transcript has a single exon. Gene Ontology annotation, cellular component: mitochondrion. Gene Ontology annotation, molecular function: aminomethyltransferase activity; protein binding. Lineage: Eukaryota; Fungi; Ascomycota; Pichiomycetes; Pichiales; Pichiaceae. The coding region runs from base 1 to 1206 and encodes 401 amino acids. The record is from RefSeq and is a predicted model, not a curated record.
AUGUUUAUCCGCAGAACCCUAUUGCAAUUGCCCAAAUGGGUCAAGCCCUACUCUAGCGAUGCCACCUUGGCAACAACGCCUUUCACAGAUCUCCAUUCCAAGCUGAAUGCUACAAUGGUCCCUUUUGCAGGCUACUCGAUGCCAGUCUUGUACAAGGGACAGACCCAUAUAGAGUCUCACAAUUGGGUCAGAUCCAAUUGUGGUGUCUUUGAUGUUUCCCAUAUGCUUCAGCACCGGAUCAAAGGUCCAAGCACCACAUCGUUCCUUCAAAAGCUGUGUCCAACAGAUCUCCAAUCUCUGAAACCUUUCCAUUCUACGCUGAGCGUUCUUUUGAACAAAGAUGGAGGAGUCAUUGAUGACUGUAUGAUCACCAAGCACGACGACGAUAGCUUCUACAUUGUGACCAAUGCCGGUUGCAGAGCCAAGGAUGUCGAGUUUAUCAAAUCGGAACUGUCAAAUUACCCGCAAGGCUCGGGUAUUGUUCAUGAGACAUUCGAAGGUGGGUUGCUCGCUAUUCAGGGCCCCAAGUCGCAAGAAGCAGUGUCGAAAUUCACCUCCUCUGAUCUGAGUGACUUGUAUUUCGGGCAAAGCAGAUUCAUCCCGCUCGACCGUCUGGGAUCGUCGGAAAAAUUCCACAUUGCAAGAGGUGGAUACACUGGUGAAGAUGGAUUCGAGAUCUCUAUUCCAGAUAUAGAGGUCGCUAGAAAGUUCUUUUUGGCUAUUUUGGAAGAUGAAUCCGUCAAACCUAUUGGACUUGCUGCCAGAGACUCUCUGAGACUCGAAGCCGGAAUGUGUUUGUACGGACACGAGCUCAAUGAACAGACCACUCCUGUGGAAGCUUCGCUGAACUGGCUUGUCUCUAAAUCCAGAAGAUCUGACGAGUUCAAUGGUAGCUCCAAGAUUCUCAGCCAGCUUGAGACACCUAAAUCUGUCACUUUCAAGAGAGUCGGAAUCAAGUCAAAAGGACCAUCACCUCGUGAUGGAAACAAGAUCUUCGCCGCAGACGAUAAGACCAAGCAGAUUGGUGUCGUUUGCUCUGGAUCUCCAUCUCCAACAUUGGGUGGAAAUAUUGGACAGGCCUUUAUCGACAAGCCAUACCAGAAAACAGGGACUGAGGUUCUCAUCGAGAUCAGAGGCAAGCUCAGACCAGCCACCGUCUCCAAGAUGCCGUUCGUGGAGCCAAAGUAUUAUCGUCCGUCGGUGUAA